ACUGAAUUCGCAUGCAAACACUGCCACACUGAGUUACGUUACUCUUCCUCACUUCAGCCUCUGCCACGCAACGCAACCAACUACGCUCACACUUUCUUCCUUCUCUCUCACCAAUUUUCAUUCCAUCAUUUGUUCUCUCUUUACAAAAUCAAUCUGCAAAUAAGUAAGUAAAUAGCUUGUGUUGGAAGAUGAACCCUCACGGUCUUUUCGCUUCUGCAGCGAUAAACAUGGGGUUGGCCUUCCUCAUUCUCUCGCUCUUCUCCGUUCUCAAGAAGCGGCCUUCCAACGCCUCCGUCUACUACGCUCGCCCCCUCUCUCACCGCCGUCAAAUUCCCGUUCACUUUCCUUCCUCUUCUCUUCGCCGUUUCCUUCCCUCCCUCGCUUGGGUUUUCCGCGCGUUCCGUGUGACCGAAGCUGAGAUCCUCGACGCUCAUGGCCUCGAUUCUCUCGUCAUCAUCAGACUCUUCAAAUUCGGCAUUAAGUUUUUCGCAGUGUGUUCUCUUGUUGGGUUGGUGGUUCUUCUCCCUGUUAAUUAUGGUGCCCAGGAGGUUCAAAAUGGGAGUCACUUUACAAUGGAUUCUUUCACAAUAUCUAAUGUUAAAAUAGGUUCAAAUAGGCUUUGGGUGCACUUUGCAUGCUUGUGUUUUAUAUCUUUUUACGGGAUGUUCCUACUAUAUAAGGAAUACAAUGAAAUUUUGAUUAGAAGGAUUCAGCAAAUUCAAAAGUUAAAGCAUAGGCCUGAUCAAUUUACUGUGCUAGUUCGUGAAAUUCCAUUAUGCAUUGAACACAAGGCUCGUGACUGUUGUGUUGAUCAUUUCUUCAGGAGACAUUAUCCAAACACUUACUAUUCCUACCAAAUGGUGUACAAAACUGAAGAACUUGAGGAAUCUGUGAGCCAAGCAAAGUCUCUUUCAAGAAAAAUAGAGGAUAUGAGAAAGAGUUGUAUAGCCAACAAAAGAGAGAAUAGGUUAUCACUCUCGGGUUUAUUACAUGGAAACACUUCAAAAGCUGAUUCUGAUUUGCUCGAGGAAAAGCUUCAAGCACUUAGUCACAAGAUUCACCAGCUACAACGCAGAGACAUGCUCCAGAAAAAGGUAGCAGCUCUACACUGUACAAACACGUCCAUCUUGUUGUGCUUGCGUGUUUUCUCUUCUUCAAUUCUCGAGGAGUUGGCUGUUGCUUUUGUAAUAUUCAAGUCCCGGUGUGGUGCUGCAGCAGCUGCUGAUUUGCAACAGCAUUCACAUCCACUUCUUUGGAUCACUGAAGCUGCUCCAGAAGCAAGGGAUGUUUCAUGGAGGAAUAUGAGAGUAUCCUACAGAGUAGUUCCACUCUAUAGACUAGGUGUUGUCAUUGCAGCAUCUUUGCUUACAGUUUUCUUUGCCAUACCAGUUACUGCUGUUCAAGGAAUAGCCAAAUAUGAGAAACUUAAAAAAUGGUUUCCUCCAGCAUCGGCUGUGCAGCUCAUACCCGGACUAAGCUCUAUAGUGACUGGUUUUCUUCCAAGUGUUGUACUCAAAGCAUUUAUAUAUAUUGUGCCUUUUACAAUGUUUGCUAUGGCUAAAAUAGCUGGAUGUAUUGCAAGAAGUAAGGAGGAGAUCAAAGCCUGCAACAUGGUUUUCUACUUUCUGGUUGGAAAUGUGUUCUUCUGGAGUGUGUUAUCAGGAUCCCUUCUUGAUUUAAUUGGGCAAUUUAUUACUCAACCCAAAGCCAUUCCAACUCAUCUUGCUGGAGCUGUCUCUGCCCAAGCAGAUUUCUUUGUGACAUACAUCUUGACAGAUGGUCUUUCUGGAUUUUCUUUGGAGGUUCUCCAGCCUGGCAUGCUAAUUUGGGAUAUUUUGAAGUCUUGUGUUUAUGGCUCUCAAAGAGAUAAAAGUCCUUAUCUUUAUUCAUUUCCUUACUUUAGAAUAAUCCCUUUAGUCUCUCUCUCGGUUCUAAUCGGCAUAGUGUACGCAGUAGUGGCACCAUUGUUGCUACCGUUUCUUAUCGUCUACUUCUGUUUGGGCUAUGUUGUCUUUGUCAAUCAGAUUCAAGAUGUGUACGAAACUACUUACGAAACAUGUGGACAAUAUUGGCCGUACAUUCAUCACUACAUUCUCCUUGCAAUCAUUCUGAUGCAGAUAACCAUGAUUGGUUUAUUUGGACUGAAGUUAAAACCAGCUGCUUCUAUUUCAACCAUUCCAUUAAUCACGUUCACGUUGAUGUUCAAUCAUUACUGCAAGAUGCGUUUUCUCCCUUCCUUCCACCAUUAUUCUCUCCUGGAUGCUGCCGAAAGUGAUGAAGUUGAUGAGAAGUGUGGACUAUUGGAGUUACAUUGUGAGAAUGCAAUGCAUGCCUAUUGUCCACCAGGUUUACGACCGGUGAAUUUCAUGGCAUCAGAAUCCAGCUCCACACCCUUGGUUUCAUCGUGAUAAUUCAUUCUGCAUUUAUGUUUUAUUUAUUUUCAGUACAAAAAACCACAAGAAUAAGAGGAAGUGCAGAAGAAAGGACAUGGUCAAUUCAAGGAAUCUGAGGGAAAUUUGUAGGAAUCCAUGCAUUACAUAUUCCCUUUGCUUUUUAAAUUUUAGCUAUUACACUUGUUUCUAAUAUUUUAUUUUACAAUAACAAAGGUUUUCCUUUUGUGAGAGUU
This is a messenger RNA of Vigna unguiculata (cowpea), 2626 nucleotides long. RefSeq names its product Early-responsive to dehydration stress protein (ERD4). The record is from RefSeq and is a predicted model, not a curated record. NCBI's taxonomy places the organism in Eukaryota, Viridiplantae, Streptophyta, Magnoliopsida, Fabales, Fabaceae. Gene Ontology annotation, molecular function: calcium-activated cation channel activity. Gene Ontology annotation, cellular component: plasma membrane.